Messenger RNA from Cottoperca gobio, 1000 nucleotides. It is a transcript of the gene bola1, whose product is annotated as bolA family member 1. The coding region runs from base 141 to 593 and encodes 150 amino acids. The record is from RefSeq and is a predicted model, not a curated record. Lineage: Eukaryota; Metazoa; Chordata; Actinopteri; Perciformes; Bovichtidae. Gene Ontology annotation, cellular component: mitochondrion. The transcript is spliced from 2 exons.
GCAACGUUGCUACAGGACUACAAAGAGUUAAGAGAAGAACUACACUAACCAGUGUUCCAGCACUUCCGGUGAAUAUUAUGAGACGGUAGCAGAGACGCAACUGACUUCACUUGCAAGGUGGUGUCCUGCCACAGCCUCUGAUGCUGCCUACUGUCCUCCGCUGCCUUCGGCCCGUCUCUACCAGUUUUGCCUUAAGCCGGCCUCUGGCCCACUUCAGACCACACAUGGACCCAGACCCAAGCCGGCCCGUUGAGAAGUCUAUCAGAACCAAACUGACAGACCAACUCAGACCGGAGCACCUGGAGGUCCACAAUGAAAGCCACAUGCACGCCGUCCCCCCCGGCUCUGAAUCCCAUUUCCGUGUCCUGGUUGUCAGCUCUCAGUUUGAGGGUCUGUCAUUGAUAAAGCGCCACCGUCUGGUUAAUGAGGCUUUGAAGGAGGAGUUGAGUAGCUGCGUUCAUGCACUAGCUAUCCAGGCAAAGACUCCUGAGCAGUGGGGAAGUAACCCCUCCCUGGCUAAGAGUCCGCCUUGCAUGGGAGGCUCGAGGGGAGAUCACACAGUGGAGGAGAAACUGAAGGCCGGGCGGGAGUGAAGGGUUGGACUAAUGAAGCUGUUGGACUGAGCUGUGAAGAAGGCAGGUGAAUGCUGCAGGGGAGGUCAACAGAUCAAUGUCAUUAAUGUCAUGGCAGGCAGGAUUCUGUUGCAGAUUGCAAUACAAAAAUGGGUUUCUAUGGUUAUUGGAUCAUAAUAAAAGAUGAAUUGUUAACUUCAUGUUCAUGUUAACUCAGCUAGUGUUUUAGAGGUACAUGUUGUGCAAUCAAACAAAUGUUAUAAUAGCCCGUUUAACCGCAGAUGGUCGUGGGUAUUAUGCACUGGUGCCACACUGUUUUUCGAAUAAAUACAAUACAGAGGAAACACUAAGUUUAUAUUGUGAGGAUUUUCCAUAUCAAUGCUACUGCUCAUAGCUUUCAGUAAAUAAAAAUAAACAAUUUUCUUAAA